AUGCUCGCCGUAAUCGGGCUGGGCCUCACAAAAGCGUCCAUUCUCAUUCUGAUUCGAGGCAUCUUCUCUGUUUCGCGUCCGUUUCGUCAUCUCUGCAACGCUAUGCUCUUUGUCGUAGCGGCCUGGACGAUUUCCUUCUUCUUCAGCAAUCUGUUCACUUGCUUCCCCGUCACCCCGCUCGUUGAGCCGUUCUACGGCAACAAGUGCAUCAAUGGACUGGCCAUGUGGUAUGCCGGCUGUAUUAGCGAUGUUGUUGUCGACCUGAUCAUUCUCGUCAUACCGCUGCCGAUGAUCUCGCAGCUCAAACUGCCACUGAGGCAGAAGGUGGCAAUCGGCGCCAUCUUUUUGCUGGGCACGACGGUUGUUGUCAUUAGCAUCACGCGGAUGGCCAUGUAUUUCCACGUGGGAACGACGUUCAGGGAACACUAUAACGACAUGACUUAUUACACCUCCCCUGUCUUCUUCUGGACGAAUAUCGAGAUCUCUUUGGCCGUGAUCUUGGCCUGCCUUCCGACUCUGCGGCCCGUUUGGACUGUCCUCUCCGGUGGCCGUGCAAGGAAGAGCAGUACGUAUCGCCCUUAUGAUGAAAUCGAACCGGAGAACAGCGAGCGUAUGAGACGCGUCAAGCCCACGCUCGACACUAUUGACCGGCUGGAAAGCAGUAUUGCGCUGGUCAAGGUUCCUGCGGGACCGAGGUAG
Aspergillus nidulans FGSC A4 is the source of this 699-nucleotide messenger RNA. RefSeq lists its product as uncharacterized. Bases 1 to 699 code for a protein of 232 amino acids. The record is from RefSeq and is a predicted model, not a curated record. NCBI's taxonomy places the organism in Eukaryota, Fungi, Ascomycota, Eurotiomycetes, Eurotiales, Aspergillaceae. Gene Ontology annotation, cellular component: membrane. The transcript is spliced from 3 exons.